GUGAAAUACGUUGCCUAUUUCUCUCCAUUAACCUUUUAACCCGAAGCAUAUUCCCCAGCUUUCUCUAUGCUCAGCUUUGAUCGUCAAUUCUUGGGAAUUUCAGUCGCGAUAAACUUUUUUCUAGCUCGAUUGUCUUCCAAUCCACUGAUUCAUUUCUUAGAUUCACUUCUUUAUACCUUACAAAUGAGGUUUUUUAUUCAAUUUCUGGCAGUGAAGCCUAGGUCUUGCCGCUAGAUUAUCUUCUUCCAUGGCGAUCAGAGGCGUACACUUCAAGUGGUACGAUGGAUUCUUCCUAAUAAUGCUUGCGUUUAGUAUAGUUAUGGUUCUAUUGAGUUGGAGGCGCUACUAUCUUUGUAAAUUUCCAUUGCAUCUGUGGAUAGUGGUUGAUUAUAGUGCUGUCUUUGUUUUUCGCCUGUUAAUGUUUGUAGAUAAUGGUCUUGCAGCUGGAAUGGGAUUGGAUUUUGGUCGAAGGCAAAGAGAUGUUUGUUUUUAUGGAAGAGUAGUAGUUCUAUCAAUUCUGUAUGUAGUGCUGUAUCCGUUUCUUUGGGCAUGGAGUGUUACAGGAUCUAUAUGGUUCAAUUAUGCACACGCCUGUCUACCUGAAAAGAAUCAGAAAUGGGGCUUUCUUGUGUGGUUGAUUUUCAGCUACUGUGGACUUGUCUGUCUUGCUGUCUAUUCAGUAAAUAAGUGGUUAACAAGGAGAAAAGCUCAUUUGGAACGUGCUCAACAAGGGAUCCCUAUAUCCGGUGUUUCAGAAUAUGGGGUGUUGGUGGAUAUGAUUCGUCUACCAGAUUGGGUAUUUGAAAGUGCUGCUCAAGAAAUGACAGUCAUGGAACAAGAUGCCACUCCACAUCAUCCAGGAAUUUACUUAUCUGAUGCUCAGAGGCAAGCAGUGGAGAUAUUAAUUCAGGAACUUCCACUAUUCUCUUUGAAAGCUGUUCCAACUGACUGCAGCGAUUGUCCAAUUUGUUUGGAAGAGUUCCAUGUCGGGGAUGAGGUUCGUGGGUUGCCUUGUGCUCACAACUUCCAUGUGGCAUGCAUUGAUAAAUGGCUUAGUUUAAACAUAAAAUGCCCUCGAUGUCGGUGUUCAGUUUUUCCCAACCUCCAACUUCAUGAUCUGCCAAAUAUACCACCCGAUCCCAACCGUUCAUCAACAACUUAUCAUUCACAAACUCAACCUAUCAGCCAAAGCUACCUUUCCAGAAUGCAGAGCUUUCUCAUGCCAAUCCGUUCCGGAAAUGCAACAUCCUCCUCCACCACCACCAAUUCCGGCCCUAGAAUCAGUAAUGAUUCCGAUGUUGCUUUGGAAAUCCAUUGUGGGAAUGAAGCAUCCGAAACCAAUUCCGACCCUGGAAUCAGUAAUGAUUCCGAUGUUGCUUUGGAAAUCGCUGAAAAUGGAGGCCAAUCAUCCGAAAGGCAUGAUGUAGACGCUAGUAAAGAGCGUGUACAAUGA
Messenger RNA from Lactuca virosa, 1453 nucleotides. NCBI's taxonomy places the organism in Eukaryota, Viridiplantae, Streptophyta, Magnoliopsida, Asterales, Asteraceae. The record is from the annotation of a GenBank genome assembly.